Molecule: messenger RNA, 2313 nt
Organism: Phycodurus eques (leafy seadragon)
Lineage: Eukaryota; Metazoa; Chordata; Actinopteri; Syngnathiformes; Syngnathidae
Product: tubulin polyglutamylase ttll6-like
Biological process (GO): microtubule cytoskeleton organization; protein polyglutamylation
Cellular component (GO): cilium
Molecular function (GO): tubulin-glutamic acid ligase activity; tubulin binding
Source: RefSeq, a predicted model, not a curated record
CCCCUGACACGCGGCGCGUCAUCCCUACUGAGACGGCCGCGCUCGAGAGAUGAGGAGAGAACGCCCGGACGAGCGGCGAAGGCAGACGACCUCUUCGACGACGUGGAUCCCGAAACGCUCGCGGCGCUUUUACUGGCGGCGCUCAAUCGCACGCGGGCGCAGAGCAGGAGGGAGGAGGACCACCCGGCGGAGGGGGAGGAGCGGGACAGAGACGGCCGACUGAAGCUGGAGCUGCUGAUGGCCGCCCAGGGGAGGGAAGAGAGGAAGAAAGUCGAGGAGGAGGAGGAGAGGAUGACCGAGAGGGUGAGCAGUCGCACCACGAGCCAGACGGUCCCGGUCCAGACGCAAGCGCCGCCCGAGCAAGGCGGCGCCGAGGAGGAGCAGCUCAACCCGGAGGAGCUUAGGAGUCUGGAGACCGUGAUGAAGGAAUUUCCUCGCUUGGACACGGCCGUGAAGAGAGGCGGGGAUUCGGGGCCAAACCAGAGGGAGAGUCGGGGCUACGGCAGCUUCAAUGACAUCAUCCCAUUCAACAAAGGCAACAAUGUGGCCACGUCCGAGAAGAAACUGAAAUGGAAAGAGGAGACGCAGAAGGCCUUCAACGUUCCAUCAUUCAGAGGGAACAUCAUGGACGACUUCAAAGACACGCCGCUGCCCGAAGACGACGAGGAGGAAGAGGAGGAGGAAGUGUUAAGUCCCGAGGAAGAGGAGGCCCGGGCCAAAGCGGAGCAGGAGGAGAUGAGGAGGCAGGCGGCCGAGGCGCAGCGAGCCAAGCUGGAGGAGGAGAAGUUGGCCGACAUCGCCUCGGAUAUGCUGCUGCGCUACAUGGUCAAACAGAACGGCGGCGGGAAGUACGCGUCGCCGUCUCCCAACGCCGCCGAGGACAAGAGGUCGGAGGAAGACCGGGACCGAGACGACAUCGACCCCCAGACCAUCGACAAGCUGAUCGAGAUCUCCAGCAAGCUCCACCUGCCGGCCGACGACGUGGUGGACAUCAUCAGUGACGCGGAGAAGAAGAAGAAGAAGAAGAAGAAGAAGGACGGCAUCAAUCUCACCAACUGCCGCUAUGACAGUGUGCGUCGUGCUGCUGAGAAGCUCGGCAUUAAAGAGGCAAAGGCAGGUGAAGACUGGACGCUGUUUUGGAGUGACGCCCGUCCUUGUGAGGAUAAAUUUAAGGAAAUGAAACCGUACCAGAAAAUCAACCAUUUGCCCUCAAUGACUGAAAUCUGCCACAAAAAUUCAUUAGCAACUAACUGGAAGCACAUGCUCAAGUUUUUCCCCAAAGACUACAACAUUUUCCCCAGAACUUGGACCUUCCCGAUAGAGUACGGCUUGUUCAAAACGUACGCCAGGGACAAAGACAAGUGUUACAUUUGCAAACCCAACGCAGGCAGCCAAGGCAAAGGCAUCUCCAUCUUUACGUCGUGGGAUAAAGUUCCGCCUGAACACGAUAUGAUCUGUCAGGAAUACAUCGACAAGCCUCUGCUCAUGGACGGCUUCAAGUUCGACAUGCGCAUCUACGUGCUGGUGACCUCGUGUUACCCCUGGAGGAUCUACAUGUACAACGAGGGCCUGGCUCGCUUCUGCACCGUCAAGUACGAAGACCCAACAGAUGAAAAUGUGAAUAACAAGUACAUGCACCUCACCAACUUUACUAUCAACAAGGACAGCGAGAACUUCAUCCAUGAUGAGAAGACGGGCAGCAAACGGAAGCUGUCGACGCUGAAGAAGCAGCUGAGGUCCAGCUACAGGAACAGCGAGAAGAUCUGGAGCAACGUCGAGGACGGCAUCGUAAAGACUCUGGUCUUGGCUCACUCCCGCAUCCAGCACGGCUACAUCACUCUCUUCCCCAAACACGUGGCGGGGAGCGCCUGCUUCCAGAUCCUCGGCUUCGACGUGCUGCUCGACGAGCACUACAGGCCCUGGGUGCUGGAGGUGAAUCACUCCCCAGAUUUUUCCACCGUGCUGCCGCUGGACCGCGACGUCAAGGACGCCUUACUUUAUGACACUCUGGUUCUCAUCAACUUGGCUCCCUUUGAUCGAUGCAGGAUGAUCAAGGAAGAGAAGCGCAAGGUGGAGGAGCGCAUGAAGCAAAACGUGCGCAUAGAGGAGAGGCUGGAGAACGAGCAGCAGCGGCGGGCAAUCAUGGUGGAGGAGACGGAGAGCUACGAAGACGAGCACCUGGGAGGCUUCAAGAGGAUCUACCCCAGCGGGGGAAACGAGAAAUACGACAAGUACUUAAAAGUGGAGGACAGGCUCUACAGGAGCAAGAGCAACGACGCCACUGGACUUUCUGAAAAUGUGCAAUCCAAAUAA